CUGUACUGACCAAGGUGUGGUAAGCUACCAACCAAGUGGAUUAAAAUCUUUGAAUCGAAAAUUCGUUAUCUUGAUGGAAUAUUGCGAAAUCAGUGCUUCAGCGCUUUUGUCCUCCCAUUCCAAGCCGCAUUCCAGAACAGCCUGUACAAAUGUUUGCACAUGCCAAACUGUCCACUUAAGGGAGUUGUUGCCAUCCCCUCCCAUUUGUGUACGCAUUAUGCGAACACACGGGAGCAAUUGAAAAUCAGGAAAACAGACAAUCAUACUUCCCCGAAAGUCCGCAACGCUCAUUGUCUAAAUAGUAGAGCGCGAGCAAAGAAGAAGCAAAGCUCUCUGCUGAGCUGCAGUUCUUAACUUCCACGUUUUAGUGGCCAGCAAAUAUACACGAAUCUAUGUACCUCCCUCCAAACACUCGUUCAAUCUCUGGCUGGGUGGGUUGAACGACUCGGCGGUGAGACACCCUGUUGAAGCCAGCUGGAAAGAUCGCAUCUCGUUUCCGUACCACACAAAAGGUACGUGAAGAAGACACUGGAAAUGGCCGUCCAUAACCCGCGGUGUGGCGGCUUUGUUUGCGAUGGCGUGUCAGCAAUUUUUCGGAACCCAAAGAACCCAACAAUCAAAGUCCAACGACCAAUCCAAUAAACGCUGACCAGAAGACUCACAGAAUCUGUCGUGCGGUAUCCAAAUUGAUUGAAUUGCAGCACGCACGGUCUGUACCAUCGAUUAUUCGUUUAUGUAUCCAGACUUAUCAGUGGCUAAUUUGACUAAAUUGCCAUUCAGCUGGCAUAUAAAACUGCCAUCCAUAAGCAGAUGCUGUGGUUGUUCGUCCGCAAAACUCUCAACUGAAAGAACGCCAAAGUGAUCGUGUGUGGUGAUAAAACUGUGUGAUUUUUUAGUCAUGGAGCGCUUUCUACUACUGUUGCUGUUCGUGGCGAUCGCGUUCGGUGAAACAGCGAACGAAACCUACGUCACCAAGUACGAUAACAUCGAUCUGGAGGAAAUUUUCAGCAGCAAACGUUUGAUGGACAACUACAUGAACUGUCUGAAACACGUUGGUCCUUGUACGCCCGACGGCCGAGAGCUGAAAGACAACCUUCCCGAUGCGCUGAUGAGCGAUUGCGUGAAAUGCUCCGAAAAGCAACGGAUCGGUUCGGACAAGGUGAUCAAGUUCAUCGUCGCCAACCGGCCGGACGAUUUCGCGAUCCUCGAGCAGCUGUACGAUCCGACCGGCGAGUACCGGCGGAAGUACAUGCAGUCGGACGCACUGGCCGAGCACGUGAAGAAGGAAGACCGCGACUUACCGUCGAGCGGCGACGGCGACGCAGACACUGAGACCGAAGCCCACGCAACCGAGCAUAACUCUCAAGAUCAUGACCACCGUGAAGGACAGUCGGAUGCGGAGUGAAAAUUGAAGCAGCAACGCCACCAUGUACUGCAGUUGUGUGUAAUAAAAAUCACAUUCGCUUCAUAGCGUAAAUAAUUCACACAAAUACAAAGCCA
This is a messenger RNA of Anopheles arabiensis, 1500 nucleotides long. RefSeq names its product ejaculatory bulb-specific protein 3-like. The record is from RefSeq and is a predicted model, not a curated record. The transcript is spliced from 5 exons. Lineage: Eukaryota; Metazoa; Arthropoda; Insecta; Diptera; Culicidae. Bases 899 to 1405 code for a protein of 168 amino acids.